Messenger RNA from Arachis ipaensis, 1594 nucleotides. Lineage: Eukaryota; Viridiplantae; Streptophyta; Magnoliopsida; Fabales; Fabaceae. The record is from RefSeq and is a predicted model, not a curated record.
AUGGCUUUUGAUGUUGUUAUGGCCUAUCAUGUUUUGGGUUGUGAUAGUACCAAUUUGAAUCAAAUUCAAGUUUGGUACACAUCAGCAUACAGUUGGAAUGCUCACAUGGCAGUUCACGCUCCACAUCGAGAUGGACCACUAUUUACUUCCAAGCCGAAACCAAUUGCAGUAGAUUAUGUUGCAGGUACACUUGGAUACUUAGCCUCUGAAUGUUCCCAACGCCUGACUGUUACAGAUAAAUGUGACGUUUACUCCUUUGGUAUGGUUCUACUUGUAAUGGUAUGCAUGAAGGAGAAGGAUUUGUUUCUUAACAAGGCCAACAUGUUAGGUAACCAAUAUUUGGAGGGGAAGAGUGAAAUCAAAUACUUAGAGAAGUUCAUUGAUGAUCAAGUUCAACCAUGGAAUUCAGCAACAAAUAACUUCCAUAAUUCUUUUAAAGUUGGAGAAGGCUCCUUUGGCAAUGUCUACAAAGGUUAUCUGGAAAACAGUUCUACACCAGUUGCCAUCAAACGGUGCAAGAAGGAUUCAGUUUUUGGUCUUUCCAGCUUGAAGAAUGAGGUUGUCCUGCUUUCUCAGCUGCAACACCCCAAUCUCAUCUCUUUAGUUGGAUUCUGCAUUGAAGGAACCGAGUUGGUUCUUGUAUAUGAUUACAUGUCUAAUGGUUCCAUUCGUGAUCAUCUUCAUCGUGGGAACAUCGAUCCACUUACAUGGAAGAGGAGGCUUCAAAUUUGCAUAGGAGUGGCGCGUGCACUGCACUAUCUUCACACAGGAGCCAAGUACACUAUUAUCCACCGGAACAUUAAAACACGUCUCAUUCUUUUGGAUAGUAAUUGGGAACCAAAAGUUUCAAGCCUAUUAUUAUCCAAAAGGGGAGCACUUAGUACUUCAAAGUCAUUGACAAGGGUGGAGUCAGAUGUGAAGGGAACAUUGGGGUAUCUUGAUCCGGAAUAUUACAACACAAGUAUGUUGACUGAAAAAUCAGAUGUAUUUUCAUUCGGCAUAGUUCUAUUAGAAGUUGUGAGUGCAAAGCCGGCAAAAGAGAUUAGCGGAGAAUACUUUCAAGGCUUUAAUCAGUCACUGAGGUCAUUUGGAAAUGAAAUUGUUGAUCCAAUUCUUAAGUCUAAGAUUGAUCCAGAUUGUUGGAAAACAUUUGUUGACAUCACUAAGAGAUGUUUGCUUUUGGAGGGAAGGGAGAGGCCAGACAUUGGAGAAGUGGAGGUGGAACUUGAACUUGCACUAAAAUUGCAAGAGGAAGCUGAUGCCAAGAAUUAACUGCUAUAAUCCUGGUAAAAAAUAUGAUUUCCUUAGUUGAGUGGUUUGUCUGAAUUUUCAGAAGAUAUGUUUGGCAGAUUUAGUUCUAAAAUCAAUCACUUGUUUCAAUCCCAUUAGUGGCUGUUCAUGUAGCAGAUUAAGAAACAGAAAACAAGAGUUGAAGUUUGGCUCUUAUCUUAUCCCAUAAUUUCAUUUUUUCGAAGUAAAUCCUUGCAAAUAUAGACCAAUGAAGAUUUAAGGUAAAAGUUACUUGGGUAUUCAUGUCUAAGGAAAACAACAACAGUUUAAGUGGAUUUUGAAAAAGUAAAUAAAUAAAUAAAAA